GCGUGUUUACAACUGUGGAUUAUUGAACAGGGACAACAUUUCCCAGAAUGCAUUGUGGAGUAAGGAUUCAGGCCGCAAUAUUAUGGUAGCCUGAGAGUCCGUGCGGCUCAGCCUCAGAGCCGGACAUGCUGCAGUGCCAGAUGCCGGUUCAGUUUGAUGAUGUUGCAGUAUAUUUCUCGGAGGAGGAGUGGGAUUCUCUUGAAGAAUGGCAGAAGGAGCUGUAUAAGGACGUGAUGAAGGAGAACUAUCAGACGCUGGUAUUUGUGGAGCAACCAGAGAUUGUAUCCAGGAUAGAGAGAGGAGUUGAGCCCUGUAUCAGGAUCCACGAGACGUCACAGCAACUACAAGCAGCAAAUGCCACCCGUGCAGGUACGAAUCUUACAGACGCUGGAGCAGUAUUACCGGACGAGGAGUUGCAUAUGGAGCUGCAGGUUCAGUGCCCAGAAGAGCUUUUGGAUGACGUUGGGAGCCAGCCAGAGUGGGACAUGCUGGACAUCCUAAUAUUCCUGGAUGAAUUCUUUGACUUCUAGAUCAGAUGUUUAUUUUCCGUUGUUAUUUUUGUUAUGUUACUUUUAAUAAACAUUAUUUUUUA
Messenger RNA from Bombina bombina (fire-bellied toad), 592 nucleotides. Its product is annotated as zinc finger protein 783. The coding region runs from base 126 to 530 and encodes 134 amino acids. The record is from RefSeq and is a predicted model, not a curated record. The transcript has 5 exons. NCBI's taxonomy places the organism in Eukaryota, Metazoa, Chordata, Amphibia, Anura, Bombinatoridae. Gene Ontology annotation, biological process: regulation of DNA-templated transcription.